AUGAUCGGCACAUCGUUUGGUGCAUGGGUCUUCAUCCGCUUAUCCAUCGCCUUCUUUCGCUACACGCCAUUAAUUUACAUCUUUCUCAUCUUAUUUCUGCCUCUCAUACAGCCAGUCUCGGUGGUAUUUCCAGUUAUUUGUGUGCUUCUGGCAGCGUCGCUGGCAGAGUUGGUGUUCUAUUUGCUUAUAUACAGACCAUACCUCCAAAGGCUCAAGCGCAAUGCAGUCUACCCACCUGCACCAUCAAGCAAAGAGCGAAAAGCCCUUUUCGAACGGAGUUUUGGAAGUGUGGCCUCAACCGAAACUUACCUGAGAUGGUGGUUUCUUGAUGCGGACCCCAAUGAUAUUCGGCGGGACAACGUAAGAGAGUUUCUUUUGUGGGCUUUCUUUGAACGCCCCGAUGGUGAAGGCUUGGAAGACGAUGACGGGGAAACCAUAGAGGAGGAAUUGGAGCACUAUCUGAGUCUUUUGGAGCAACGGCUAGGACGAAAGCUUGAAGAUGGUCGUGGAAAUGUGAAGAGUCUUCGUCUCACGAUUGAUGGGAUCACGACAACGUAUCGAAGCUUUCUUUGGUACAUGGUCGUCUUCGUUGUCGACCAGGCCACUCACUUCGCCUUCCGCUGGCAUGGAUUUGAAUUCUAUCGCCGGCCUCGCUCUUCUGCACUUCGUGUGUUCCCCCCGCGUCCACAAGAGUUGGUCCCGGGCCCAACAUCUCCCUCCUCACAGAUGAGCUACUGGCAUCGUCCACACACUGCCGAAGACAAACUGCCUGUCGUGUUUUUCCAUGGCAUCGGAAUCGGGCUCUGGACGUAUGUUCGUUUUCUAGCCGGCCUUCACAAAACUGAGGACGGCAAAGGAAGUGUUGGUGUUAUCGCCGUCGAGACUUUACCCAUCUCAUUUCGCCUCACACCGGCCAUCCCCAACAAGGCCGAGUUCCUGGCUCAAAUGACAACCAUCCUGGAGUACCACUGCUGGGAAAAGUUUGCGUUGGUAUCGCACUCUUACGGCUCUGUCCUAACAACGCACAUACUUCACGAGCCCAAGUUAAAACAACGCGUGCCUUCGGUUGUUCUCAUCGACCCGGUCACCAUCAUGCUGCAUCUUCCCAAUGUAGCGUACAACUUUACUCGUCGGAGACCCAAGAGAGCGAAUGAAUGGCAGCUGUGGUACUUUGCCAGUACUGAUCCAGGUGUUGCGCUUUGUCUGGGCAGACAUUUCUUCUGGCGCGAGAAUAUCCUAUGGAGGGAAGAUUUGCUGGGAACUCAAAGCGACGGCCGCCAUACAAGGCAUGCUGCGGUGACACUUUCCGGUCGAGACCUCAUAGUCGACACUGCCGCAGUUGCGGAAUACCUAGGAGUCGAUCUAGGAGCGAGGGGUGGUGGUGUGGUGGCCGAAUCGCACAACGGUGUAGAAGUGGUCAUGUUUCCAAAGCUGGACCAUGCGCAGGUGUUUGACGAUAUCCCAAGCAGAGAUUCAGUAAUUCAGAUGGUUAGAUCGAGAUGCGAAAAUUAG
This is a messenger RNA of Fusarium sp. VM40, 1512 nucleotides long. Lineage: Eukaryota; Fungi; Ascomycota; Sordariomycetes; Hypocreales; Nectriaceae. The record is from the annotation of a GenBank genome assembly.